Molecule: messenger RNA, 4365 nt
Organism: Ailuropoda melanoleuca (giant panda)
Lineage: Eukaryota; Metazoa; Chordata; Mammalia; Carnivora; Ursidae
Gene: EXO1
Product: exonuclease 1
Exons: 15
Coding region: 616-3141 (841 amino acids)
Biological process (GO): DNA recombination; mismatch repair
Cellular component (GO): nucleus
Molecular function (GO): metal ion binding; 5'-flap endonuclease activity; 5'-3' DNA exonuclease activity
Source: RefSeq, a predicted model, not a curated record
AAGCGGAGGCCGCGAGAAGCGGGGCGGGCGCCGCGGGCUGGCGCGCUGGGGUCACUUCCGCUGGGGCGGGACCUCAGGCUCUCCCGCGCAAAUUGAAAAGCCCUCGGGACGCGGUUGCCACCCGGCUCCGGGUGUUCCGCGCCGCCUGCCUCGGGCGCUCGGGCCCAGGCGAAGGGAAGCGUGCCUUCUGGAAUGGGCUUGCGGGCCCCUCGUGCACGGCCCGUGGACAGGAGUGAAGCGGUGAGGUCGCCGGCGUGGUCGUACCUCGCGUGUGGCAGGCGGGCGCCCUGAGAUGAUGCCAGCCCUGCGGCCCGCGGUCGUUCCCACUCCGCUACGAGGAGACGUUUAGGCAGCGAAUUCACCUAGCUUAGAAGAGACGGGUUUCGCAAAAUGUGUACGACCUCCGUUUCCCUCAAAGGGGGAGAAAACUCCCUUUAGAGGCGUUAUCUGAGAGGUAGGCUAAUUGCCUUUCUCAGACUGUGGCUUGAGGAACACCUGCGUCCAAAUUACCUGCCUUAGUGAAGAGUCAGAAUCCCCCACCCGGCUCCAAACCGGUGAAUGCGCUGCUGUCCUGGAGCUCAGAGCUUUGAUGCAGUAUCAAGUUAGCUUGGCACUAUGGGGAUACACGGAUUACUGCAGUUUAUCAAAGACGCUUCUGAACCCAUCCACGUGAGGAAGUAUAAAGGACAGGCAGUGGCUGUGGAUACAUAUUGUUGGCUUCACAAAGGAGCUAUUGCUUGUGCUGAGAAACUAGCCAAAGGUGAACCUACCGAUAAGUAUGUAGGAUUUUGUAUGAAGUUCGUAAAUAUGUUACUCUCUCAUGGGAUCAAGCCUAUUCUCAUAUUUGAUGGAUGUACUUUACCUUCUAAAAAGGAAGUGGAAAAGUCUAGAAGAGAAAGACGACAAGCCAACCUUCUUAAGGGAAAGCAGCUUCUUCGUGAGGGCAAAGUCUCAGAAGCCAGAGAAUGUUUUACCCGCUCUAUCAAUAUCACACAUGCGAUGGCCCACAAAGUUAUUAAAGCCGCUCGGUCGCAGGGAGUAGAUUGUCUUGUGGCUCCGUACGAAGCGGAUGCGCAGUUGGCCUAUCUCAACAAAGCUGGUAUCGUACAGGCCAUAGUCACAGAGGACUCGGACCUCCUCGCUUUUGGCUGUAAAAAGGUGAUUUUAAAAAUGGACCAGUUUGGAAAUGGACUAGAAAUUGACCAGGCGCGGCUGGGCAUGUGCAGACAGCUCGGGGACGUGUUCACAGAGGAGAAGUUCCGCUACAUGUGCAUCCUGUCGGGCUGCGACUACCUCUCCUCGCUGCGUGGGAUUGGCUUAGCAAAGGCCUGCAAAGUGCUAAGGCUGGCCAGUAAUCCAGACAUCGUGAAGGUUAUCAAGAAAAUUGGACACUAUCUUAAGAUGAAUAUAACAGUCCCAGAGGAUUACAUUGAAGGAUUUAUCAGAGCCAACAAUACCUUCCUUUAUCAGCUAGUUUUUGAUCCCAUCGGAAGGAAACUCAUCCCUCUGAAUGCCUACGAAGAUGACAUUGAUCCUGAAACACUAAGCUACGCUGGGCAGUAUUUUGAUGAUUCCGUAGCUCUCCAGAUAGCCCUUGGAAAUAAAGAUAUAAACACUUUGGAACAGAUUGAUGACUACAAUCCAGACACUGCUGCGCCUGCCCAGUCAAGAAGUCAGAGUUGGAAUGACAAAACAUGUCAGAAGUCAUCUAAUGUUAAUAGCAUUUGGCAUAGGAAUUAUUGCCCUAGACUUGAGCGGGAUGUUGUUUCAGAUGUUAAAAGACUGAAGGAAAAUCCAAGUACUGUGGGCAUUGAACAAGUGAUCAGUAUUAAAGGGUUAAAUCUUCCAAGGAAGUCAUCCAUUGUGAAAAGACCAAGAAAUGAGCUGUCAGAAGAUGACCUGUUGAGUCAGUAUUCCCUUUCAUUUACAAAGAAGACCAAGAAAAAUAACUGUGAAGGUCCUAAGUCCUUGAACUCUUCUGAAAUGCUCAUGCCUGACCUGGAGGAUGGAAGUACUGUUAGAAAAAAUGGGAGCACAGCACCUACGACGAGAAAUAAAUUUGCGGCGUUGUUACGGAGGAAAAAUGAAGACGGUGGAGCAGUUGUGGUCCCAGGGACCAGAAGCAGGUUUUUUUGCAGUUCUCUGGAUUCUGCCGACUGUGUAUCCGUGGAAGCAAGCAGCGAGCCCCUGGAGGAAAGUGCUGUCACGGAGAAAGAGACCAGUCUAAGUGAAUCAGAGGGCUUAGACGGCCAGGAGCUGGCUGGGUCGGACGUAGCACGUCGCUCAGGUGAUCCGAUGGCAGACGAGGGAGCUGUGAUGACUGACAGUGAGUCUCAGUCUUCUGAGACCAGCAGAUUCACCAGGACCAUUUCACCACCCACUCUGGGGACACUCAGAAAUUGUUUUAGUUGGUCUGGAAGUCUUGGAGACUUUUCACGAGCUUCAAGCCCUUCUCCAAGCCCUUCUCCAAGAGCAGCGUUGCAGCAGUUUCGGAGAAGGACUGACCCCCCCACGGCUCCACCGGACCAGAGGGAAGUGUCCCAUGCGUCUCAGUUCAAGAGCAGUGAUGGCUCAGGUGAUGACGCGCCUCCCUUACGGCUAGCGGGGUGGUCGCCCCAGUCUCAGGAGAGCGCAGGAUUCUCGCCACACAGUUUAAGUGCGUCAAAACUCUCUCAGCCUUCUAGUAAGGAUUCGGAUUCAGAGGAAUCUGACUGCAAUAUGAAGUCACUUGAUCAUCGAGGUAAUCUGAAAUCCAACCUACGUUUAACUCCGUUUUUGAGAAAAGACACACCUCUAAGAAACAAGGUUCCUGGGCUGUAUAAAUCUAGUUCUGUGGACAAUCUUUCUACAACCAAGAUCAAGCCUCUAGUUCCUGCCAGAGUCAGUGGGCUCAGCAAGAAGCCGUCAGGUGUCCAGAAGAGAAAUCAUCAUAAUGCCGAGAACAGGCCGGGAUUACAGAUAAAAAUCAAUGAGCUCUGGAAAAAUUUUGGAUUUAAAAAAGAUUCUGAAAAGCUGUCUCCUUGUAAGAAGCCGGAUCCCCUGUCGCCGGUCAAAGAUAACAUCCAACUAACUCCAGAAGCGGAAGAGGACAUAUUUAACAAAUCUGAAUGCCUGCAUGUUCAGAGAGCAAUAUUCCAAUAAAUGCAGGCAGCUGGGACGCUGUUGCCUGCAAGAGAAUAUCAGUUUGAAGUGCUGUUUGGGAAUGCAGCCGUUACCAAAGACUUACUCCUAGAUGUGUGCCACUUUUUAAAUAGAGUACAUUUUGUAUAUUAACUAUGUAGUAAUUUCUUUUGUUCAGCUUUUUAUAUUUUCAUAAGAAGCUAAGUAGAGAAAUCAUUUUAUUUUUGACAGUUUUUGGAAGUUUUGAUGUUUUGGGGCAAGUCCCCUGAAAUUUAUAAAAAUCUACUCUAAAGAUUUCUGUCAUGUUGUCAAGUAUAAGGAUGGUAAAUGAAAAGCCACAAUUCUGUAAUCAUUUUAUCCUGGAGGGAAUCACUGUAUUUCUCCAAGCUUUAAAUUUUACCCCCUGCCUUUCCUAUCUCUUUCAGGGUUGAAUUGAAAAUGAAGUUGCUGUCAUGGAAGGGGUAGCUGGAAGGGUUAAAGAUCACUGCCCACAUGGGACAGUGCUCUGCUAUCCCUGAAGGGUUUGCUCGGGUUAUGGAUUGACAGUGAAGGAAAACUGCUCUCAGCUUCCUGUGAAAAGAACUACUUACAUUGUUAAUAUUCUUAAACUUCAAAAUGGCCUGUUUUUCCUACUAUGUCUUUUUUAAAGUGUGGACUGAAAAUCCCUUAACUAGAGUCUUAGGUGUAAUGUAAGAUCCUAAGGCAUCAGGGUCUGUGAUGUGUACACACUGCAAAGACAUAGGCAGGUACCUGGAGAGAGAACGAACCAUGCAAGUGAAUACUGGGAGGGAGGCGAGGGAGAGGGAAGGGGAAGGUAAAGGAUGGAUCUGGCAGGAGACAAAGGUGCGUUACCUGAGAUAAAGAGGAUUAAAGUACAGCGAUCCGGAGUAUUUUAGUUUUUAAAUAAGACUUGAUAGAGGACUCUUGGAUAGAGUCAGAAUGGAAUGGAAAACAUAAGUUGUAAGAAACAGCAUAAAAAUUGUAAAAGAAAUAAAAAACCAAUCUGAAAAAGACCCAAAGAACACAAACAAAUUCGAGCUAUGAAAGUUUCCUGUUCUAAAACAAAUUAAGAAUGUGACUCAAACUUUGUCUACAAAUGUUUAUCUCCUCGCUGACUUAAAAUGCCACUUAAGUGACAGAAAAGGAAUAAAACAGUAUAAAUCCGUAAAGGUUAACAGAGGAAGAGACAUCAGGCAAGGAAACAGAUGGAUAAGUGGUAAGUGAUUUAGCAAAGAAAUGAUCAAU